This is a messenger RNA of Cryptomeria japonica (Japanese cedar), 1325 nucleotides long. Its product is annotated as CLAVATA3/ESR (CLE)-related protein 44. The record is from RefSeq and is a predicted model, not a curated record. NCBI's taxonomy places the organism in Eukaryota, Viridiplantae, Streptophyta, Pinopsida, Cupressales, Cupressaceae. The coding region runs from base 781 to 1146 and encodes 121 amino acids. The transcript is spliced from 3 exons.
UCUUCCAGCUAUGAUUCUGGAUUUCAUAUAGAUUUCUUUAUGACAGUCAAAGUUCUGUUGGGUAAGUGGAAUAAAACUUUUGGCUGAAAAUUGUUCCAAUUCAAAAGCUGAUCAGGAUAAAGAAAUCACAAAAUAAGGUGUAAUCAUAGGGGCAAUAGAAGUUUUAAAUCUUAAACUGUCAUAAUCCCAUAAGACCAUUACAUAUGUAUGAGAAAAACAUAUGCUAGUCAAGCAAUUUGGCUUGUAGUGAUCUCAUUCGUUCAUUCCUUUCUAGGACAACUUGUGGAUAAUGGCAGGAAAAUGAUGAGGUAGUCUUUGUGAAUAAGAAAUGUAUAUAAUGAGGCAUUUGGUUAGAAUCAAUUCCCCACCGAAAGAACUCUCAUUGCCUUGAAAAUCCAAGAUUUGUUGUAUGCACAGGUCACUUUUCUUCAUGAUGACUCAAAAGUUUCAGCACCUAAACAUUAACAUUGGGUUUGGAAUUAGAUUACUCAUCGCUGACUUUUACUACUGUUGUUUGUCUCCAGGAGCCCAUACAGUUAUUCUAUAUUUGUCUGCAACAUGUCCCAUCAUAAUUCCUGCCUGUCUGCAUUCUUCAUUUGUCUAUAAUUUAAUUAGACUUGUUUGAUCUCCAAAUAAUUAUUAUUACAGAAUUCUUUUUGGCACAUAGUCAUAGAAGCAGCUUUAGACUCAAACUCUGAGGUGAUCUGGUGGAGGCAUUCUUAUACAUUAUUUGAGCACAUUUUGGGUCUUGGUGUUGAAAGGAUCCAGAGUUUUUAAGUCAUGAUGGCCAACAUGCCUCCAGAGCAUUGUUAUUGCAGAAAGAUCAUCUCCUGCACCACUCUGAUUAUGUUCUUGUCCCUUGCAUUGCUUCUAGAGCCUUCUUCAGCCUCUGCUCACAGACUCAGAGGGAAGGAAAAUACAUUGGUUUUACAAGAAAUGGAAGGAUACCCACUUCAAAAAGUGCAGGUUCCAGGAGCUUUGUCAUCCCAGAUUGCAACUUCCAAGCAUUCUAGAAGACAAUCAAUGACAAAAAGGGCUAGGGGUCUACAUGAAGUUCAUUCUGGACCCAACCCAAUAAGCAAUUAUUUUCCCAUGCAAAUUCAUGAAAAGAUAAAAAAAAUUAUACCAAGACCCAAGAACCCAUGAUCAUUUUUUUCUUCUUCUUCCCAUGUAUUUAUCAAAGCAGCACAAACAGAAUGUAAGAAAAACAAUACAUAUAGCUUAUAUACUAAAAGCUGGAGGUGCAGUAAUUUGAUCCCAAGGGGAUCUCCCUGAUUUUUUUGUACUGUGAAGAGUGUAAUAUAAGCCAAGAAGUAAGUUAAUGA